This is a messenger RNA of Cicer arietinum (chickpea), 1488 nucleotides long. RefSeq names its product acyltransferase GLAUCE. NCBI's taxonomy places the organism in Eukaryota, Viridiplantae, Streptophyta, Magnoliopsida, Fabales, Fabaceae. The record is from RefSeq and is a predicted model, not a curated record. Gene Ontology annotation, molecular function: acyltransferase activity, transferring groups other than amino-acyl groups.
AAAACACACAUACACACUCACUAUAUUUGUUCAUUCCUAUCUUUUUUUUAAAUAAAAAAAUGGGAACCACAUGCCAAGAAACUCCACCACUUCUUCAAGACUUGAAGGUGACAAUUCACAAAACUUCAAUGAUUUUUCCAUCAAAACAAACAGAGAGACAAUCCUUGUUCUUAUCAAACAUAGACAAAGUCCUCAAUUUCAACGUCGAAACAAUUCAUUUCUUCGAAGCAAACAAAGAUUUUCCUCCUCAAAUUGUGGUAGAGAAGUUAAAGAAAGCUCUAGAAGAUGUUCUAGUGGUUUAUGACUUCCUUGCUGGAAGAUUAAAGAUGAAUUCUGAAACCAAUAGGUUGGAGAUAGAUUGCAAUGCAGAAGGUGCUGGCUUUGUAGUGGCUUCUAGUGAUUACAAAUUGGAUCAAAUUGGAGACUUGACUUAUCCUAAUCCAGCUUUUGAACAAUUUGUUCAUAAGACUAAAGAUUUCCUUAAGCUAGGUGAUCUUCCACUUUGUGUUUUCCAGCUAACAUCCUUCAAGUGUGGUGGUUUCACAAUUGGAAUCACAACUAGCCAUGCAACCUUUGAUGGGCUUAGCUUUAAAACAUUCUUAGACAACCUUGCUUCAUUGGCUGCUAACAAACAACUGGCUGUGAUACCUUUCAAUGAAAGACAGUUCCUAGCCGCACGAUCCCCUCCACGUGUCAAGUUCCCUCAUCCCGAGAUGAUCAAGCUGAAUAAUCUCCCUUCAGGCAUUGAAUCUGGUGUUUUUGAAACCUCCUCAGAAGAACUUGACUUCAAGAUCUUUAGACUAUCCUCUAAUAAUAUCAAAAACCUAAAAGAAAAGGCAAAGGAUAGUAGCACCGCACGUGUGACCGGUUUUAAUGUCGUAGCGGCACUUCUAUGGAGAUGCAAGGCAUUAUCUGGACCGUCCGAUCCUGACAGGUCAUCAACUAUACUAUAUGCCGUUGAUAUACGUUCCAGAUUGAAUCCUCCGUUGCCGAAAUCGUACGUUGGAAAUGCUGUUUUAACGGCUUACGCGACAGCGAAAUGCGAGGAAUUAGAGAAAGGGAAAUUCUCGAGAUUGGUGGAGAUGGUUUGUGAGGGGUCAAUAAGAAUGAAUGAUGAGUAUGCAAGGUCUAUUAUUGAUUGGGGAGAGUUGUAUGAUGGUUUUCCUAAUGGGGAAGUUUUGGUGUCUUCUUGGUGGAGGUUAGGCUUUGAAGAGGUUCAAUAUCCAUGGGGGAAGCCUAAAUAUUGUUGUCCUAUGGUCUAUCAUAGGAAGGACAUUAUACUAUUAUUUCCUCCUUUUCAUGAAGGUGAUGCUCGUGAUGAUGGGGUAAAUAUUAUAGUGGCUCUUCCUCCUAAGGAAAUGGACAAAUUUCAAACUCUCUUUCACAACUUCUUGAUUUCAUAAUACUAUAUGUAUCUUUUUAUACUACUUUCACUAUGAAGGAAAUACAAAGAAAAAUCUAAUUAAAAAGUUAACGUAUUUAGUCUUA